This is a messenger RNA of Lepidothrix coronata (blue-crowned manakin), 1173 nucleotides long. It is a transcript of the gene RPP30, whose product is annotated as ribonuclease P/MRP subunit p30. Gene Ontology annotation, biological process: tRNA processing; translation. Gene Ontology annotation, molecular function: structural constituent of ribosome; RNA binding. The transcript is spliced from 11 exons. Gene Ontology annotation, cellular component: nucleolar ribonuclease P complex; ribosome. NCBI's taxonomy places the organism in Eukaryota, Metazoa, Chordata, Aves, Passeriformes, Pipridae. The coding region runs from base 26 to 832 and encodes 268 amino acids. The record is from RefSeq and is a predicted model, not a curated record.
UCGGCCCGCCCGCCCCGGCGUGAGCAUGGCCGGGUUCGCCGACCUGAACCUGCCGCAGGGGCCCGACAAGAAGUCCCUGCAGAGCCUGCUGGAGGCCGCGGCGCACUUGGGAUAUUCUGCAGUUGCUCUUAACCAUGUCAUCGAUUUUAAAGAAAAGAAACAGGAAAUCAUCAAGCCAGUAUCUCCUUCAGAGUUGUUUCCAUCUUUGCCUAUUGUACAAGGGACAUCUAAAAGAAUUAAAGUCUUAACCCGGCUAACACUUGUUGUUUCUGAUCCUUCCCACUGUAAUCUCUUGAGAUCAACAUCUGCAAAUAUAAGGUUAUAUGACAUCAUAGCAGUAUUUCCAAAGACUGAGAAACUGUUCCACAUCGCUUGCACAACUCUAGAUGUGGAUCUGGUAUGCAUAAAUGUAACAGAAAAGCUGCCAUUCUACUUCCGAAGGCCCCCUGUGAAUAUGGCAAUAGAUCGAGGCAUUUACUUUGAACUUCUUUACACGCCUGCCAUCAAAGACUCCACAAUGAGAAGAUACACAAUUUCCAAUGCAAUCAGCCUGAUGCAGAUCUGCAAAGGAAAGAACAUAGUUAUAUCUAGUGCAGCUGAAAGGCCUCUGGAACUACGAGGUCCUUAUGACGUGGCUAAUCUAGGUUUGCUGUUUGGCCUGUCGGAAAGCGAAGCAAAGGCAGCCGUGUCCACCAACUGCAGAGCCACCAUGCUUCAUGGAGAAACUCGGAAGACUGCCUGUGGGGUGGUGUACACAGUGAAGAAGCCUCGCAAGGUUGAGGAGGAGGAAACAACAGUGCCAGCCUGCAAAAAAGCUAAGACUCAAGCUUGAGGACUGAAACAACUGUAAACAGGAGCCUCUUCUUUACCUAGUGUUGAGUCUUCCUUCACCCUCCAGCCCAAGUCCUCCCUUACUACUUUGUUUAGCCUGGAGAAGAAUUGUUCCUCUGGUGUUCAAGUGAGGAAAGCUGUGUGAAUGAGACUGCUGAAUGUUAGUUCACCACAUCUGAAAGGUCAUGCUGGGCUUCUGGCCAGGAGACUGACUCUUCACCUGGCCUUAGGUCUCCUGGAAUUAGUGCAAAGUCAAUUGAACAUUUCUAUCAUGGAAAUUUUCACUUGUACAUGUGCAUUCCUUUUUUAUUAAACGUGUUUCUAAGAACACAUGCCUUCAUA